UAAUUAGAAGACACUCUUCCCAUUUUUUUUUUUUCUCAAAAUACAAAAAGAAGAUCCAAAUUACCGUUCUUUCUCUUUACUUCUUCAAUAUCCUUUUCAAUCUUCAUCAAAAUCUUUGCAAUUUCUUGGUCUCCGAUUUACCGGAAAAAAAUGAAUCUUGGUUGCUUAGAAGAUUGCAUGUUUGUAUCAGACAAGCAAAGCUCGAAGACGGUUGUUGAUCAUCAGAGCAAAGAAGGGGAUGCUUCUUCUAAAAUUGGGAAGAAUAAAUCAUCCAAAGAUACCAGCCCCUCAGCAUUGAAUGUUCUAAACAAAUUUACAUCUCAAAUUAAGAAGCCUCCACACCGGAAGAAUUCUCCUCUGAACUGGUUCCCCCGGAAAAAGAUUGAUUCUUACUUGAAAAGGAAAAUAAAGAUGCUGCAGGAAGUAGAUGGCAUGAAUUUAACACUCGAUGAGACCCUAGAAGAUUCAAAUCCUCAUUACUGUAGAGUUUUGAGAGAAAAAAUGGCAGCAAGAGAGGCUGCACACAGGGCAAUGGAGGCUCGUAAAGCAGCGCUGGUGGAAGCAUCUUGGUGUAGAAUACUCCAAGCAGCCAGGAUUCGAAGCAAAGAGGCAGAAGAACUGAUGUUGAAAGCUGAGAAAACUGCGGCAGAGGCUUUUGAAUCUGCAACAGCUUUGGGAGUGAUAAUGUAUGAUAUUCCCAACUGCCCUCAGAGUACUUAUCAGAUUGAAACAUCUUCGGUAAAUAGAGCUGGUUCUACUACUCAUACUAUUAGAGCAUCUUUUGAAACAGCAUUUGAGGUGGAUAAACAAGUGGCAGCAGCUGUAAAGACUGCAUUCGUGAGGCUUGCAUUUUGUCCCUCUUUUAAUAAAGAUGAAUUCAAAGACCUUCUAAGGAAAAUCAAUGAGAAUCCAGAUACGGGUGAUAGCAAACUAGAGGCAAUGGAGUUCUCUUCAGAAUGUCAACCAGAGCGAGGGUCAGAACUUGAGACAUUGACUCAAAAAAAUGAUUUUAAGUCUGACGACUUCAAAAAGAUGUUGGCCCUGGAGACUGGACAGAAUAAAUUCAAGAGGAGGCAUUCUCUUGAAAAGUUUAACCAUGAAAAGCUUGUGGAAAUUAUGCUUGAGAGGCUUAAAUGUUUACAACAGGAUGAACUUUCAUCACUUGCUACAAUAGUUGCAACCUGUGGUUUAAAUGCUGCCUUAGCAGAAGUAGAAAACACUAAGCUACAUAAUCCAUGCUCCAUUGCUGAUCAUCCAUCUGCUUCAGCUCUUAAUUUUGCUCGAAGCACAUCUUCAAUUGGAGCAGGAACAGUAAGAAAAACUAACCAAACUCGACAAGUUGACUCGGAACUCCCUAGUCUGGACAAGUUUUUGGUUAAGCACAUGACCAAGCUUGAACGAGAGGUACAAGAAGCCAGAAGCAGAAGGAACGAGUCUAGGGAUGAAAGUGAGAAUACUCUCGUGAAGCAGUCUUUGAGUUUUGAGGAAGAGAUUCAGGAGAAAGAAAAAAUUUUCAAAGAGAAUUCUGGAGUGGACCAUAAAAUGUCACAUGCAGAUACUUCUGUUGAGGCCAUCCCUGACUUGGGAAGUAUAUUGGUUAAGCACUCGUCAGUGCUUGAAAGGGAAAUUCUAGAGGCAAAAAGGAAUUGUGGUAACACAUAUGAGCUCAAUGGCAAGAAAAGGGGAAGAAUGUCAAACGGGGUGCCUAGUCUGGAUAAGUUUCUAGUGAAACAUUUCUCAAGACUGGAAAGAGAAGUUGAGGAAGCAAGGAGCAGAAGAAAAAGUGAUCAGGUUGAGAAAGGCAAGGUGGCUAAUUUGGAGAAUGAAGUCCUAUCCGAGAAGAAUGUUCCCUGCACUAAUAGAGAAGUAUUUGGAAAAGAAAAUAUCAACUUGAACAAGGAAGUUAAUAGAACUGAAAGCGAAAAUAGCCUGGAUAAAAUCCUGGUGAAACCGGUGCAUAGGUUGGAGAGGGAAAAAAUGCAAGCCUUGACAUCUGAAAGCAAUUAUGGAAACCCUAGGAACCACAAAAAACAAGGACGAACCCAUGUCACAGAUUGUGAGAGCUUGGACAAGGUUUUAGUGAAGCAUGUUUCUAGACUAGAGAAGGAGAAAAUGAGGUUCAAUGCAAAUGAAGAAAUGGUGAAGGUAAAGAGGGGCGGUGUAAACAUGCAACCGGCGGAUGAACAGGGUAGUCUGGACCAAAUUUUGGUUAAACACAAAUCAAGAUUAGAGAAAGAGAAGAUGGCCACCACCGAGCAACCAAGAGAGCAGAUUGGAUUGUCUGUAUCUCGUAAAGAAGCAAGGGAGAGAGAGUUGCAAGAAGCAUGGGGAGGCUUAAGCUUAGGAAACUCCAUUCGGCCACAUGUCUCCAGACUUGAACGAGACAAGGCUGCUUGGAAAAAAGCUGAAGAGGAGGAAAGGAUGCAGGCCACGAAGGAGGUGUAGGCCAUAUCUCAUUUUUUAUUUCUUCAAUAGUCAAUUUGUUCAAAAAUUUGUAAUACAUACUGCUUUGAACUCUUUUCUAUCUCUGUACGUAAAAAAUAUGUCAAAAUUUGUUUGUCCAUAAUAACAAGGAGGAGCUUUUUACUCUGGAAAUCCAAUUGUCAAUUGACUAGUACUCUGUGUUUCUAACUUUUCUUCUGCUGAAAAUGAACAUUAAGAAUUGAAUUAGAGAACUUUUGAUUUGGAUAUUUUAAUUUAAUAAAUUUAAUUAUUAUAAAGCAAACAUUUUCUUGUCAAUUUCAGACAAUCCAAAUAUUACAACU
Durio zibethinus is the source of this 2765-nucleotide messenger RNA. RefSeq lists its product as uncharacterized. NCBI's taxonomy places the organism in Eukaryota, Viridiplantae, Streptophyta, Magnoliopsida, Malvales, Malvaceae. The record is from RefSeq and is a predicted model, not a curated record.